This is a messenger RNA of Gongylonema pulchrum, 918 nucleotides long. Lineage: Eukaryota; Metazoa; Nematoda; Chromadorea; Rhabditida; Gongylonematidae. The record is from the annotation of a GenBank genome assembly.
AUGCUUACGGCCCAGUGGUACGCCCGAGCACAGUGCCCCUCACAUUUUCAGGUUGGAAUAAUCGGCGGGACAGGCCUCGAGGAUCCGCAGAUAUUCACGAAUCCUCGCGAGUUCAGUGUGCAGACCCCGUUCGGUGCACCAUCCGAUGCACUAGUUGAAGGAAAGGUUGGCGAUGUCACAUGCAUUCUGUUGUCGCGCCACGGGAGAGGACAUGACACCUCACCGACAAAUAUCAACUUCAGAGCAAACUUGUGGGCCCUCAUGCAGCAAGGUGCCAAAGUGAUCCUGAGCACGGCGGCGUCCGGGAGUCUCAAAGAGGAGAUAUCACCGGGCUCAUUCGUCUUCUUGGAUUCUGUCGUGGACAGGACAUUCAAACGUGAAGUAACAUUUCACGAUGGCUUGAAGGGUCAUCCCAGAGGAGUGUGCCAUAUCCCAAUGCAUCCAGCUUAUAACGAAAAGCUUCGACAGGUGCUAAUAUCAAGCGCUGAGGAACUGAAGUACAAAUAUUUCAAAAAAGGUACAGCAGUAUGCAUUGAGGGACCACGCUAUUCCUCACGCGCCGAAAGUGAGGUGUUUCGCAGCUGGAAUUGCGAUAUUAUCAAUAUGACCGUUUGUCCAGAAGUUUAUUUGGCGAAAGAACUUGGCAUUCCGUUUGCGACAACGGCACUCGUAACCGACUACGACUGCUGGAGAGAAGGCGAAAAGGUUUCGGUUGAUUUGGUAGCACAGAGAAUGUUGGAAAAUUCAGGCAGAGCGAAGACGCUCUUUGUUACGGCAAUCAAAAAAAUAGGCGCAAUGAACUGGGACGAAGAAAUUAUCGAGGCCAAGGUAUUGUGCACGUUUUCACGAACUAGGAUUGCACGAGCAGCGAUAAUGGUCGAAAAGCACGUCGAUUUCGAGCAUCUGAAAAUCGCUUAA